Molecule: messenger RNA, 555 nt
Organism: Triticum turgidum subsp. durum (durum wheat)
Lineage: Eukaryota; Viridiplantae; Streptophyta; Magnoliopsida; Poales; Poaceae
Source: the annotation of a GenBank genome assembly
AUGACUACGAGGAGAUGGUGGAAGCGGCGCGACGGCAGCGACGACGCCGACGAUCUCGUCCCCAUGGACACCCAAGAGCAGGAGGAGCUGGUCCGUUCCCUGGAGCAGAAGCAGGUGCACCAAAGCCGCCGUUGGAGGCACGUCUUUGCGGGAUUCCUCCUGAGCUACACGGUCUUCCUCGUCUACUCCAGCUUCCACCAUGCCUGGUCUCCCUGGGAGCUGCGAUACCAUGCUUACUUUAUGGAAGAUUUGCCUUCGCCGAUGGUCAUUGUUGCAGCUGCCCUUGCAUGCUUAUUCGCAGUUAAGGGGCUACUACAAGCAUCCAACUCCUCAAAGAAGUGGAUGUGGUAUUCAUUCUAUGUUGGCAUGGCGGUUGCCAUCUUCUGGACAUACUACCUCUUGAAGUUACCAAGGAUCCGAUGGGAUGUAGUGUGGCUCCCGCUUGGCCCUUCGAUUGCUUCUGCAUUGAGCCUCUAUGUGGACCAUAUGCUAAUGAAGUCGAUGCAAGAUAUCAGCACCUUGAGGGGCUACAUGUACAACUUCAAGUCCCUGUGA